Carassius gibelio (silver crucian carp) is the source of this 717-nucleotide messenger RNA. RefSeq names its product GTPase IMAP family member 4-like. The transcript has 2 exons. Gene Ontology annotation, molecular function: GTP binding. The record is from RefSeq and is a predicted model, not a curated record. Bases 1 to 717 code for a protein of 238 amino acids. NCBI's taxonomy places the organism in Eukaryota, Metazoa, Chordata, Actinopteri, Cypriniformes, Cyprinidae.
AUGUUUUUCACAGGUGAUUCACAGGAGCUGAGGAUUGUGCUGCUGGGAGUCUGUGGAGCUAGAAAGAGUUCAACUGCAAAUGGAAUAUUGGGUCGAGAGGCAUUUAAAGAGAGCAGAACCAGAGAGAGUGAGAAACAGACAGGAAGAGUAGAAGACAGAAACAUCUCCAUCAUCGACACGCCAGGAUUCUUCAACACUCAUCUGACUGAGGAAGAGAUGAAGAGUCAGAUGAUGAAGAGUCUGUAUCUCUCUGAUCCUGGUCCUCAUGUGUUUCUGCUCGUCAUCAACCUGGAGACCUUUGAGGAGGAUGAGAGGAACGUUGUGGAAGAAAUUCUGGAGAAUUUUGGAGCUCAAGCUUUGAAGUUCACAGUGGUGCUGUUCAUUGGAAGAGAACAAAUGUCGAAAAGAGACCUGACAGCCUUUACAUUUUCUCAAAAGUUUCAAGAACUAGUCAGACACUGCAGAAGUAAAUAUCAUGUGAUCAACAGUAAAAAUGAGAUGAAUCAAUCUCACAUCGCAGAGCUUCUAGAAAAGAUUGAUGAAAUCAUCAAACAGAAUAAUGACCAUCAUUAUGAUAAUGAGAUUUACUUACAGUAUCAAACAAAGAGCAGGAAAGAAAGGAAUAAACAAGAAGAGAAGAAUGGAAGAACAAAUGUGCAAGAGACGAAACAAGAACAGGUAAUAGUGCGGGACAAGAUUCGCAAACAGACACUCUAG